UGGUUGCUCCGUGGCACCGAGAUUAGGCUCGAGUAUCUGUACACUUUGUGAUAUAUGUGGAAAUGGAUUGAUUACUGUGAUGAGACACUUAAUAGAAAGCAGACAACAAGUAGUUUGGUUUACUGAAAGCCUGUAAGAAUGGAUUGAAUCUGUAGCAUUACGAGUUUUGUUUCGCUUCUCGUUUAACAGCCGUAGGUGUUGACAAUGUAUUGGAAACUAAAUACCGUCAUGAAAGUAAAACUUUUCCUCGUGCUUUUGGUUGUUCUUAUUUUCUGGUCUUCUUUUCGCGUCUAUUAUUCGAAUAAACCUGCUCCUCUGACAAGAAUAGAGAUAGCUGAUGAUGGCUCCUCAACAGUGGUCACAUUGCUUCCAGUUCUUGUUGAAGUUUACUAUGAAGCUCUCUGUCCUGACUCCAGAAGCUUUCUCCUAACCGAAUUAUUGCCUACAUAUGAAAAAAUUCCAAAAGCAAUGAAUGUGCAGUUAAUUCCUUAUGGCAAAGCUAAGACUAGUACUUCGGGUAACUCUUUCAAAUUUGAAUGUCAACAUGGUCCGCAAGAAUGUUUAGCCAAUAAAGUCCAUGCAUGUGGAUUGAACUUGAUUCAAAAUGUGGAUACCCAAGUGCAAUAUGCUACAUGCAUGAUAAACGAUAACUGGAAUGCAGAAGAAGCUGGUUCAAGUUGCGCCAAAAAAUAUGGGCUGGAUUGGGAUUCCAUCUGGAAAUGUGCUAAGGGAAACCAAGGCAGCAAACUCCUGUCUUUGUAUGGUAAAAAGACUGACAAGCUUGGUGGUAUUGAUUUUGUUCCAACUAUUGCUUUGCAAGGGAGCACUGAUAAGCAGCCAGCAAUUUUGAAAAAUUUAUUUAAAGAGAUCUGUGCAUUGUACAAGGAUGAGAAGCCAGAAAGUUGUUCAAAAUUAUCUGGUAGUAGCUAACCAUAUUUACCAAAUUUUGGAGUUACAUUCAUAUUGGAUUCACUUAUGGUUACCAUGUUAAAUGAGUGCUGGGGAGUACACAGGGUUGGUUUCAUUUUGAGGGAGGUCAUGCCUCACUUUUUGCCUAGUUACAGGCGAAGUGGGCUGCAAAUUGCCUUACCAUCAGGUGGUUGGCUUCUUAAAUGGCCAAAUAAUAUACCCCUGUGAAGUUUUGUUUUGGGAGAAGAGGGUGGGUCAUAACCUCCCACCCCUGGAUACGUCCCUGAAUGAGUUCUAAAAAUGACUGAUUACUUAGUCUUUACAAGACUAAGAUUCUUAUGGGAUGACUAUGCUUGAUAUUUAAGCUUUCUGUUCAGAAUACUUCCAUUCUUUCUUAUAGUGUUUUGAAUUAAGUAUGUUUGUAAUCUGUGAUUUUGUCCUCUUAAAUCAGUUAUCCAGUAGAGGGAGUAGUACCCCUUUAUGGGUAUGCAAGGCACUGUCUUUUAUUUUAGUACUAGCUGGUUCAUACUUAAAUUUACCUAACACGGUAUUGUCAGUUGUUUUUUUUAAAGUUGAAUGAUUGUGUGUGUUUAUCUAUCGAGAACAAUUGAGCUGGCAGUUUGGAAUAGAGCAUUAAAAGCAAUUUGAAUACUUAAAAAAACCAGGGUCCAUAACCAAAUGUAAGUUUUUAUAUUAAGUUACCUUAAUUUCUUUUAUAGGAAGCUAUUCUGCUACUGUCUGGUUUCACUGAUCAUUUGAAAGCAGAAUUCUGUUUUCUUUUCUUUGGCCUUAGUUUUCAGUGAACUUAGGGUAUCCAAACUUGUACGGUAGCCAAUAAUUUUUGGUUGUGAUGUUUCACCUUGAAAGACUGAUCUCUGCUUCUUGCCAAAAAAAAGUAUUAGGAGACCAGUUAGACCUGAAAUCAUGCCUAAAAUAUAUGACUAUUGGUAUAGGCAUAGCAGGGAGAAUAUUUGUCCAUGUGUGCAGUUAUUAAUUAAUGGCCCCUCAUUUGUAUCUAUUUUAACACUUCCUAGACUCACUAUGGAAUGGGCUAGUACCGCAACUGCUUGUCCUGUGUAUGUGCAGUGCAGCUACUGUUGGUUGGUCGGAACUGUCAAGCAGUUUAAAGUUGCCCAUUUCACAGUAACAAACUAAUUACAAGUUUGAAGUGUUUGUUUCUGAAGUUGUUUUUUUUUUUUUUUAGCUGUUUUUAAACUAGACAUCACAACAAUCCCUUUAGUGUACCUUCAUAAUAAACCUCAAGGGCAUUUUUAUUUGAAAUUGAAAGCUGGAUUUCAACCAAAACAUUUUUGAAUCAUUAUUUUAUAAUUUGGUUGUGACGUGUUAAGCUGCAGCUUUUAUGUAAGAGAAUGGGCUUGCUGAGGUUCAAAUUACACCAAUUUGUUUUUUAUGUGGAUUAGAAAAGCAUUGUUUAGUGUAAAUUAAUGAGUCAGUACUGUCAAUGGAAUUCUGUGAUAAUUAAUUUUUUAUACCAAGAUAUGAGUAGACGAUCCACUAGAUGUCUUAUAAAUAUGAAUAAAUAAAAUUGCUAAUAUUUCUGCUUA
Molecule: messenger RNA, 2474 nt
Organism: Frankliniella occidentalis (western flower thrips)
Lineage: Eukaryota; Metazoa; Arthropoda; Insecta; Thysanoptera; Thripidae
Product: gamma-interferon-inducible lysosomal thiol reductase
Exons: 6
Coding region: 205-930 (241 amino acids)
Molecular function (GO): oxidoreductase activity, acting on a sulfur group of donors, disulfide as acceptor
Source: RefSeq, a predicted model, not a curated record